This is a messenger RNA of Ananas comosus (pineapple), 1403 nucleotides long. RefSeq names its product probable acyl-[acyl-carrier-protein]--UDP-N-acetylglucosamine O-acyltransferase, mitochondrial. The transcript has 10 exons. Gene Ontology annotation, molecular function: acyl-[acyl-carrier-protein]-UDP-N-acetylglucosamine O-acyltransferase activity. Bases 97 to 1041 code for a protein of 314 amino acids. Lineage: Eukaryota; Viridiplantae; Streptophyta; Magnoliopsida; Poales; Bromeliaceae. Gene Ontology annotation, biological process: lipid biosynthetic process. The record is from RefSeq and is a predicted model, not a curated record.
CGUCCACUCUAUAUUUCCUCUCCGUGGACGACACUCUCCGCUUCCUCCUCCGCCCCCGUUUUCGUUUUUUCAAACCCUCGAGCGUGGGGCGCGCCCAUGGCCAUGGCCGCGGCCUCGUCCUCUCUCCGAUCCCUCCGCGCCCUCUCCAUCUCCCGAGCUCUCUCUCCUCUCCCCCUCCUUCGAGGGUUCGCUUUGCGCCUCCUCCACCAAGGUGUUUUAGAAGAAGGGAGAAGAGGAGGUCCCGGUUCCGUCCACCCCACCGCAGUUGUUCAUGCCGAUGCAAUGAUUGGGCAGGGUGUUAUGAUAGGUCCCUUUUGUACAAUUGGGUCUUCUGUCCGGAUAGGCAAUGCUUGUCAGUUGCAUGCAGGGAGCCAUAUCAUGGGGGAUACUGAAUUAGGGGAUCAUUGUAUUGUUCUCACUGGUGCUAUUGUUGGUGCAGACCUACCUGGUCAGACAAUUAUUGGAAGCAAUAACGUUAUUGGACACCAUUCUGUGGUUGGAGUGAGAUGCCAAGAUUUGAAAUAUGAGGCAGGUGAUAAGUGCUUUCUACAUAUUGGUCACAACAAUGAUAUUCGAGAGUAUAGCUCCAUUCAUCGAUCUUCUACAUCAAGUGACAAGACGGUUGUUGGUGACAACAACCUUAUUAUGGGGUCUUGUCAUAUUGCCCAUGACUGCAAAAUUGGCAACAACAAUAUUUUCGCAAACAACACACUGUUAGCUGGACAUGUUGUAGUUGAAGACUACGCUCAUACUGGAGGGGCUGUUGUUGUUCAUCAAUUUUGUCGGAUUGGAUCGUACUCUUUUCUUAGUGGUGGUUCUGCAAUUUCACAAGAUGUACCAAAGUACAUGAUGGUAUCAGGUGAUAGAGCUGAGCUACGUGGUUUGAAUCUCGUGGGCCUUCAACGUAAUGGUUUCUCUAGUGUUGAGGUUAUGAAAAUGAGGAGAGCUUAUCGAAAGAUUUUUAUGCCCAUUAAUACAAACAUGGGUCAAUUUGAUGACCGACUUGCUGAAGUGCUUGGCAGGAACAGGACAAAGAAUUAGCUGAAUGUCCUGCUGUAUUAUCUAUGUUGCAAUCUAUCCGUGGCUCAUUUGAACAAGAUCGUCGUGGAAUUUGCAAGUUCAGAAAUUGGUGUGGCUCAUAAGAUCUACCUGUGAGUUCCUUGUGUGACAUCAGUGGGAAUUAUUCAUUUUAUUUCUAAGGGAAGCAACAUACCUAUUUGCAACUGUUGCAGUACUGUGGAGAUAUUUGUAACUGUUGCAGUACUGUGGAGAAAAAUCCUGAGCUGAUGUAUCAUGCACAAAUUGAACCUUACCUUUUCGUAUUCUUAUCAUUUGUUUAUUGAUAUCCAACACAUUAAUUGCUUGUCAGCUAAAUCUGCCAGUCCUCUUGAAAGCAUUUCAUA